AUGAGUCUCUCGAAAAAAUUGCUCGUCUCAGCUGUCCGCGGAAAAUCCUGGUGGUCGCAUGUUGAGAUGGGACCACCUGAUGCGAUUCUUGGAGUCACGGAAGCUUACAAAGCCGACAAAAAUCCAAAGAAAAUCAAUUUGGGUGUUGGGGCUUACCGCGAUGACCAAGGAAAACCAUUCGUUCUUCCAUCAGUGAAGGAAGCUGAGCGGCAAGUUAUUGCCGCUAACCUUGACAAGGAGUACGCUGGAAUUGCUGGAAUCCCUGAGUUCACUAGCCUUGCUGCAAAACUCGCUCUUGGUGAGAACUCUGAUGUUAUUAAGAACAAGCGCAUUGUCACCGUUCAAAGCAUUUCGGGAACUGGGGCUCUCAGAAUUGGAUCUGAAUUCUUGGCAAAGUACCACAAAGUCAAGACCAUCUAUCAACCAACUCCAACUUGGGGAAACCAUGUUCCAGUAUUUAAGUUUGCUGGUGUUGACGUGAAGAACUACCGUUAUUAUGACAAGUCAACCUGCGGAUUUGACGAGGCUGGAGCACUUGCUGACAUUGCCAGCAUUCCAGAGGGGUCGAUCAUUCUCCUCCACGCUUGCGCUCACAACCCAACUGGAGUCGAUCCAACGAAGGACCAAUGGAAGAAAAUCUCCGAAGUGGUGAAAAGCCGUAACUUGUUUGUAUUCUUCGACAUGGCUUACCAAGGAUUCGCUUCUGGAAAUGUUGACAAUGACGCGUUUGCUGUUAGAUACUUCCUUGAACAAGGGCACAAUAUGGUUCUCGCCCAGUCCUUCGCCAAAAACAUGGGACUUUACGGUGAACGCGUUGGAGCUUUUUCCGUCAUUACUGAUGACGCUGACGAAGCUGCUCGCGUUGCUUCGCAGGUGAAGAUCCUUAUUCGUCCGCUCUAUUCAAACCCACCAAUUCACGGAGCGCGAAUUGCUAGCAAGAUUCUCUCGGAUCCAUCUCUCAAAAAUAUGUGGCUCGGAGACGUGAAAACCAUGGCUGACCGAAUCAUCGGAAUGCGUACUCAACUUAAGGACCUUCUUGCUAAGGAAGGAUCCACCCGUAACUGGGAUCACAUUACAAACCAAAUCGGAAUGUUCUGUUUUACUGGAAUCAACCAACAACAAGUUGAGAAACUUAUCAAGGAGCAUUCGAUCUAUUUGACCAAGGAUGGCCGCAUUUCUGUUGCUGGAAUUUCAUCGAACAAUGUUGCCUAUUUGGCUCAUGCUCUUCACCAAGUCACAAAAUAA
Molecule: messenger RNA, 1245 nt
Organism: Caenorhabditis bovis
Lineage: Eukaryota; Metazoa; Nematoda; Chromadorea; Rhabditida; Rhabditidae
Source: the annotation of a GenBank genome assembly